UCUCGGUCUGCGGAGAUUUCGGGAAGAGGUGGAAGGUGGUGUGCGCGGGGCUCUGCGGGGCUCUGCGGGGCUCGAGGACGGUUUGCGGUCCGCGCAGCUGGCGCCGGCGGAGGAUGUCACCAGUUGUCCGCUCGCUUCCAAAGCCACGAUCAGGCUGGGGAUCCUGGGGACGCGGGAGACGGGCAGGACGCCGAGGGAGAGGAGGGUUAGCCUAGUAGAGUCGGGAGGGGCCUAGACCGCGGGAGGGGCGCCUGACAACCCCAUUCCUUGGACCUCGGGGUAACCAUGCUCUGAGAGGCUGCGGGCGGAUGGGACCCCAGAGUUUCGUCCUCUGUCCCUAGGGCGAUGUCUGCUUGUCUUGGAGUUUGUGUAGGGGAAGAGCAGAGGGCUGAGGACCUCUUAGGUGGAGGCAAGAAGGGAUGGAGCGAGUGCCGAGAAGGGCGAGGCUGGAAAACUUUAUGAACCCAGAAACCAAGAGAUGAUUGAGAAGAGCAGCGGGACUCUUCCGAUCAGCGGCUAGCAGACCCCAGCGGCCACCUAUGCAUGUGAACAGGAACUUAAUUUGGGAAGGACAAGUUGGGAUCCCAGGCUGAACAUCCGGAAGCAUUUGGAUUUGACGACACACUCUCCAGGCCUGCACAUGCCAAAGUACAGUCACCCUAAAGUGGGCCACAGAUUUAUUUGACCAAACGGUUGUCCUGUGAGCCCUUUCAUAAACUUAAAUCAACUCAGAAGGACAAAGUCCGCCAGUUCAUGGCAUGCACCCAGGCUAGCGAGAAAACUGCUAUCUACUGCCUGACACAGAAUGAGUGGAAACUAGACGAGGCUACAGACAGCUUCUUCCAAAACCCAGAGGCGUUCCACCGAGAGUCUAUGAAGAGCACUGUGGACCAGAAGAAGCUGGAGCAGUUAUAUGGCAGGUACAAAGACCCACAGGAUGAAAACAAAAUCGGAGUUGAUGGGAUUCAGCAGUUCUGUGAUGAUUUGAACCUGGACCCUGCCAGUAUUAGUGUUCUGGUCAUAGCGUGGAAGUUCAGGGCUGCCACUCAAUGUGAAUUUAGCAAAAAGGAGUUUGUGGAUGGCAUGGCAGAGCUUGGGUGUGACAGCACAGAGAAACUGAAAGCUCUUCUUCCCAAGCUGGAGCUAGAGCUGAAGGAUUCGGCAAAGUUUAAAGACUUUUACCAGUUCACCUUCACCUUCGCCAAGAACCCUGGGCAGAAGGGUUUAGAUUUAGAAAUGGCCGUUGCAUAUUGGAAGUUAGUAUUGUCUGGAAGGUUUAAAUUUUUAGAUCUUUGGAACACAUUUCUUCUGGAGCAUCACAAAAGAUCAAUUCCAAGGGAUACUUGGAACCUUCUCCUAGAUUUUGGAAACAUGAUUGCAGAUGAUUUGUCUAACUACGAUGAAGAAGGAGCCUGGCCUGUCCUUAUUGAUGACUUUGUAGAAUAUGCACGACCAGUGGUCACGGGUGGGAAGCGUGGCCCUUUCUAAAUGGAAGCGUCAGAUGGAUGGAGGGUGGAUGAGAUGGACCCUGAAAGGAGACAGCUGGGCUGGUUGCUGUGUGCAUUUGUUGCUGACUUCAGAAGUCUUCCUCGUCCAUUCAUGAAACAAAUCCUUACUCCGCUUAAAGGCUACGUGUAGGAACGGAGAAGCUCCUCAGGACAUUAGGGACGGCGGGUCAUCAGAGCUACCGCUUUAGGAGACGCCUGCAUGACUUGUCUUUACAGAAAGCAGCAUAGAGCCUGUUUGCAGGGCAAAAGCGUGCUGUUCUGUCAGUCCACGAUGUUCAGGUGAGCACCAGCGGUUUCCAAAGCUGUGGAAUCGCACUGCAGUUAUGCUUCAAAAUAGCAUCUGUGUCCUCAGAAUGAUGUAUCUUCUGUACAAGUCCAAGUUGUUACAAGCGUGCCCUGAUGAAAAUGGCCUUGUCAGAGCCUACUGCUUUUAAUCUUGGUAUUCAAGAUUGAUAGUUUUGAAUUAUCGAAUCUCUAGAUUUACUAGAUGUUUGUUUUAUUUUCUCUAGAAGACAUUGUUGCAGUUUGCACAGGGAUGGUACAGAAUGUAAUCCAGCAGGUUCAUUUCAAACUGUUUACAAGCUGGUGGGCCUGAUUUACGUCUAAUGAGGUUAUUAUUAUUAGGCCUGGAUGCUGCCUCCUGAGAAGUUUCUUAUUUUUUAAUAUAUUUUAUUAUAUUUAAAAGGACAUUUUUCCAUGAGAAAUACUUCUUUUUGGGUGAUGAAUUAGAUUUACAAAUCGAAUGCACUGGUUCCCUUCACCUGUCUACAAUGUCUUCAGUGCCCAUUGUCCAGCCCUUGGAUAGCCAUAUGCAUUUGGAAGCAAAAACGUCAUCCAAAAGAGUCUGUACCCAAAGCCUCUGUCUCAUCUGUCUGCACCAUGUCACAGUGUCGUGUCGCCAUCUGCUGUUCUGGUGUUUCUCUGAUCAAGAUCCACUCAUGCACACAGGCACGGAGGCCUGGAUACUCUCUGCUCAUCUGAUGUCAAGCUUUGAACAUCACUGUGCUGACCCUACCUCACACUUGCCAAGACUUAGUGUCACAAGCGUGCCUUGCCGCCCGGCCUACCACGUGGCCAUGGAGCAGAUAUGCUGGGCCCACUUCAGGACGGGGGGCUGGUCAAAUGCCCAUACUCAGAAAGCCUGUCCCAGGUGUGCUGUUGGGCCAGCUUUCGGUAAUGGCACACGUCCCUGACUUAGGAAACAGUCUGAGGCUUGUGUGUCCUGCAGUGAGAUGGGCUGUUGGUGUGGGACAGGGAUCUCACAGAGGUGGUGGAGGGUUGGAACAGGAGGCCAGUCUCCACAAAGCCAACCCUCACUGUGUGAGGUGACAUCACUGAGGACCUGUCAACGCAAGUCUGCGAAAAGGAAAACUGGGACAUCUUAGGGAGUGUCUGUAACCAAACUGACUGAAGGAAAACCUGGAAAGCAAAGCCUCCUUCCAGGCUCUGUGGGUCCCUUACAUGCAGUGAGCCUCUGUUCAGAGAAAUCUAGAGAUAACUAAAUUUUGGAGGUUUGCAAUAUGCUUUUGUUUUUAAGAUUUAAAAUUCUUCAGGAAGAUCAGUGAUCUGAUUGAGCAGGUUCAGGCAUUUGUUGCCUAGCCUGAUAACCUGAGUUCGGUCCCUGGGAACCACAUGGUGGAGGGAGAGAUCCAACUCCCACAGGUUAUCCUCUGACCUCCACACGUGUGCCAUGAAAUGCAUGCAUUCCCCCUGCACACACAUGUACUUACACAAUAAACAAAUCAAUGUAACGUUAAGAUUUUAAAUUCUAUGGGAUAGUUAAUAGGCUGUGAAGUACUAGUAAUUGAUAAAGGCUUUUCAAAGAAUCGUGCUUUCUGUUCUACUUACACUUGAACUGCAUGUUACAGAAAUGCUGAAAACUUGAGAAAUGGCAAAUAAAGUAUUUUCCCUGGU
Messenger RNA from Mesocricetus auratus (golden hamster), 3422 nucleotides. RefSeq names its product defective in cullin neddylation 1 domain containing 2 (gene Dcun1d2). Gene Ontology annotation, biological process: protein neddylation; positive regulation of ubiquitin-protein transferase activity. Bases 754 to 1488 code for a protein of 244 amino acids. Gene Ontology annotation, molecular function: cullin family protein binding; ubiquitin conjugating enzyme binding; ubiquitin-like protein binding. Lineage: Eukaryota; Metazoa; Chordata; Mammalia; Rodentia; Cricetidae. The transcript is spliced from 7 exons. The record is from RefSeq and is a predicted model, not a curated record. Gene Ontology annotation, cellular component: ubiquitin ligase complex.